AUGGCUUCCGCUGAUGAUGCUCAUUCGCGGCCCAAACGACCCGCCGCCAUGACGAGACAGUCGUCCUCGCAGUCGCACCUGUCCGAGGGCGAACCGCAGAGAGCACCGCACAAGGCCCAGCGCCAUCAUGUCGUUGGCCACCAGCGCGUGCAGAGGAACCUAUCGACCGGCAAGAACCUGAACAAGCUCAACAAAGCCGCCCAGCAGAUGCAGCAGGCGGAAAAGGCCGCGGAAAAGGAGGCGCGACACCACCGCCGUACCAAGUCUGGCGACUCGGUUUCUGCGCCCAGCAGCCCCCGCCCGAGCUUCAAGCGCAAUGCUUCAUCGGGCGCUGUAGUGAGAGUCGCCCACCAGGCACACACACAGGCCAACCUGCGCCGGAACCACUCGAGCGGCCAGCUGCCACGCCCGGGACAGGGCAAACACGCCCUCAAGGCGGCAAAGAACGAGCUCGCAUCGGGAAAGAAGUCGCUCACGCCUGCACGCUCCCGACAGGCCUCACCUGAGCCCCACGCCGCCGUUCACUUCGACAUGGGCGACGACGACGACGAGGAAGGCGGUGACGAAGGCUGGACAGAAGAGAGCGCCUCGCAAUCACCCACCACCACCCGAUCCAACACGCGCUCCAACUCGGUCAUACUCGAUGCGCAACACAAGCUCGCCGAGAGGAACAUGGAGAACAACCGCGGAGACCCAGCACAGGCUGGCGCAAGUCGCCAGCCUCCAGCACAGUCGCCGCAGACGCUGCCGGAUCGAUCGCGCGCCACGGCUUCGACCAACACGAACAGCAGCAAUUCCCACCACGCACGUUUGCCAGACGCCGACAUGAUAACCUCACGCCUGCUCCAGCGCAGCGCCUCUCACACCGUGCCGCCCCAGACCACGUCGGUCGCAGCGACAGUCGGGACUGCCACCGAACGGCACAAUACCAUAAUGGCCCACAGCGCGGGCUCUACGCUCGUCGAUACCCCAGGAAAAGACCUGGUCUCGCGCUUCAUGGACGGGGAUGGCUCGGCGGGCACGCCUCACGAUGGUGGCUACAUGCCCGCGAGCAAGUCUGCCAAGCCUGACGACGGUGAGCUUGAUCAGAGCAAGCGAAACAAGUCGAUGCCGAACGUGAACGCACAAGACACGCCGAACCGGACCCCCUCGCGCUCCGGUACUACCACGCCGACGACGAACCUACCGCCGUCGCGGACACAGCAGAAGCUCAUGCUCCAGCGCGCGUCGUCCAACAUUGAGCCCCAGAAGCUGGUGCCAGUGACACUUCCCCGAACCGGCGGACCUACCUUUCUCCAAUCGGGCAUAAACUACAACGCGAACGGCGAGGGUCGCCUUGACCCUCGUCUGCAGCAGCAGUUCAACCACGUUGCUGUCGAGUACAACGUGGUGCGAAGAUAUCGCAACCCUGUUGCAGACUCGAUUCUGCGCAUACAGCAGAUCCCAGGCGUGUCGCGCAAGACUCGCAUUCCACGAACGGGAAGUGCAAAUGGAUCCGCGAGCGCGCACAGCUCCGCUAGCCUGAGCGCAAGUUUCAGCGAAGCGGGCGUGGAAACAGAUGGGGCAAGCUCGCGGAGGUCUGCGCGAGUCAGCUUCGACAACGAGCACGGGCGCCCCAAGAGCAGGCGCGACGAUGGUGAUGUCGAGGGCCAUCAGAGUUUCGAGAGCGCGCGCAGCCACGCGCGACCAGCCAGCGAGGCCGAGGAAAUUUGUCGACGCCUGUGGGAGAGCGCCGAAAUUAUGGAGGCGGAUUGA
This is a messenger RNA of Parastagonospora nodorum SN15, 1755 nucleotides long. RefSeq lists its product as hypothetical. NCBI's taxonomy places the organism in Eukaryota, Fungi, Ascomycota, Dothideomycetes, Pleosporales, Phaeosphaeriaceae. Bases 1 to 1755 code for a protein of 584 amino acids. The record is from RefSeq and is a predicted model, not a curated record. The transcript has a single exon. Gene Ontology annotation, cellular component: TORC1 complex; fungal-type vacuole membrane.